Messenger RNA from Lactuca virosa, 1779 nucleotides. The record is from the annotation of a GenBank genome assembly. NCBI's taxonomy places the organism in Eukaryota, Viridiplantae, Streptophyta, Magnoliopsida, Asterales, Asteraceae.
CCGAAUCUUUUACUAUUUUCAUCUCUCCUUCACACACACAAACACACACACAAUCUCCUCCAAUUUCCUCCGAUUUCCUCAAAACCCAAAAGAAUCAACAAAUAAAUCAACAAUCCAUCACCGAAAUCCCCCAAAGAAAUGAUCAGAAUUCCGUUAAAGCCAUGCCAAUCGAUCAUCACAAUCAUGCUCUGUAUCUCGACAGCAUUCAUGGCGAUUGUCACUGGUUCUGAUCCCAAUUCGAAUAUCGGCGUGGGAAUCAACUGGGGUACCAUGACCAGCCACCAGUUGCCGGCGGAUAAGGUGGUGGAAAUGAUGAGAGAGAAUGGGUUCAAGAAGGUGAAGCUCUUUGAACCAGAAAAAAGGAUCAUGGAAGCCCUAAUUGGAUCAGAGAUUGAGGUGAUGGUAGCGAUCCCUAAUUUCAUGCUGUUGGAUAUGAGUCAAGAUCCAAGCUAUGCUGAUUAUUGGGUUGAUGCUAAUAUUACUAGUUAUGCUUAUCCUGGUGGUGUCGAUAUCAAGUAUGUUGCAGUCGGAAACGAGCCAUUUCUCAAAGCAUACAAUGCUACAUAUCUCCAAAUCACAUUACCGGCGUUAAAAAAUGUCCAAAAUGCCCUUACCCGGGCCGGUUUCGGUAACCAAAUCAAAGCCACCGUCCCAUUGAACGCCGACAUCUACGAGUCGCCGGAAUCAAAUCCAGUCCCGUCGGCCGGCGACUUCCGUUCAGAAAUCAAAGACAAAACCAUUGAAAUCAUCCAAUUUCUUUAUUCCAACGACGCCCCUUUCACAGUCAAUAUUUACCCCUUCCUUAGUCUCUAUGGCAACGCUUAUUUCCCCAUGGAUUUUGCGUUCUUCGAUGGCUCAAAUAAGCCCCUGAAAGACGGAAAUUAUCUCUACACCAAUGUCUUCGAUGCAAACUACGACACAUUAGUCGCUUCCUUAACAAAAGCCGGAUACCCGGAGAUGAAAAUCAUCGUCGGAGAAAUCGGGUGGCCCACCGACGGCGACAUCAACGCAAACGCAAAAAAUGCAAAAAGAUUCAACCAAGGUGUGAUUAGACAUGUGUUAAGCUCAAAAGGUACACCAGUCCGAAAAGGACCACUCGAAAUUUAUCUCUUCAGUUUGUUAGAUGAAAACAAGAAAAGCAUAGCUCCGGGAUCAUUUGAGACACAUUGGGGGAUUUUCGAAUACGAUGGAAAACCCAAAUACGAACUGGAUUUAACGGGAUCGAAGAAGAACAAAGGGUUAGCUCCGGUUGUCGGAGUUCAAUACAUGAGCCGGAGGUGGUGCGUGUUGAAUCCACGUGUGAAGGAACUGGAUGGAUUGGCUAAAGAGAUUGACUACGCUUGUAGCUUAUCGGAUUGUACGUCUUUAGGUUAUGGAUCUUCGUGCAAUCGGUUGAAUUUAGCGGGAAAUGCUUCUUAUGCUUUUAAUAUGUACUAUCAACUUCAAGGUCAGAAUGAUUGGGAUUGUGACUUUUCUGGGUUGUCGAUUGUUACUGGGGAGGAUCCAUCGGUGGGGGAGUGUCGGUUUCCGGUGAUGAUUGCUUUUGGGUCUUCGGUGGUGGUUCACCGGAAAAUUUUCAAGGUUUUGUUGGGUGUACUUGAAGCUUGCAUUGUGUUCUUGCUUCUUGUUUCUUAGCAUUUUCAUUUUUGGAUCAUAGAUUUUUAGAUUGUAAUAUAACUGAAACGAAUACGAAUGAGUAAUCCAUCAUUUUUAUCUUCAGGCUAAUACGACAGAAAAAAAAAAAAAUACUUUAUUAGAUGUUAUUUGAUUAUUUAAUAU